Messenger RNA from Sardina pilchardus (European sardine), 1450 nucleotides. RefSeq names its product ELOVL fatty acid elongase 1a (gene elovl1a). Gene Ontology annotation, cellular component: endoplasmic reticulum; endoplasmic reticulum membrane. Gene Ontology annotation, molecular function: fatty acid elongase activity. Lineage: Eukaryota; Metazoa; Chordata; Actinopteri; Clupeiformes; Clupeidae. The transcript has 8 exons. The record is from RefSeq and is a predicted model, not a curated record. Gene Ontology annotation, biological process: fatty acid elongation, monounsaturated fatty acid; sphingolipid biosynthetic process; fatty acid elongation, polyunsaturated fatty acid. The coding region runs from base 202 to 1149 and encodes 315 amino acids.
UUAAAUCAAGGAGGUAGCGUGACCCUCCCUGGGUUUGUCGCAACACGACUUAGUCUUUCAGUGUUACACCUAUUUCUGAACCACACAGUACACCUUUUUGUGGAGUAAGAUUGCAAGGAUUUACACACUCAUUCAUUUGGUUUUACAGCGACAAUUUCUUCCGUCUUCAUGUGAGUUUAGAUAUCCAUCCAAAAACAAAAGAUGAUCCAAGAGGUGAUAUCAAAUAUCUUGCAGUUCCAUGACUAUCUGCUCAAAAGAACGGAUCAUCGUGUUCGAGACUAUCCUUUGAUGCAGAGCCCCAUCCAGAUGACCCUCAUCUUAUUGGGUUACAUAUUCUUUGUUCUCUAUGCUGGGCCACGCUUUAUGGCAAACCGUAAGCCUCUUCAUCUCAAGACAGCCAUGAUUGUUUAUAACUUCAGCAUGGUGGCUUUCAAUGCCUACAUUGUAUAUGAGUUUUUGAUGUCUGGCUGGGGAACUACAUAUACCUGGAGAUGCGACAUUUGUGACUUAUCCAGCAGUCCUCAAGCCCUUAGAAUGGUUCGAGUGGCAUGGCUUUUUUACUUUUCAAAAUACAUUGAGUUAAUGGACACAGUGUUCUUUGUGUUGCGGAAGAAACAUAGCCAAAUUACAUUUCUACAUAUUUUCCAUCACUCUUUCAUGCCAUGGACCUGGUGGUGGGGCAUCACACUAACGCCUGUUGCGGGAAUGGGUUCAUUUCAUGCCAUGGUGAAUGCUGUUGUCCAUGUCACCAUGUACUUUUACUACGGAUUAUCUGCUGCCGGGCCUCAGUUCCAGAGGUUCCUUUGGUGGAAGAAAUAUAUGACUGCCAUCCAAUUAACGCAGUUUGUCCUGGUUUCUGUCCACAUAUCUCAGUACUAUUUCAUGGAAAAAUGUGACUACCAAGUCCCUGUUUUCAUCCAUCUUAUUUGGAUCUAUGGUACCUUCUUCUUCAUUCUUUUUUCCAACUUCUGGUUCCAGUCCUAUACCAAGGGCAACAGACUCCCUGUUCAGAACCAAGAAAGGCAAACAACAAAUGGUAUUAUAAGUGGUGGAGAAGCAAUUGCAUCCUCUUGUGAUAAACAACUAGAAAAUGGUUCCACACACCAAUUGAAUGGAUUUGCCCACCAAGGGAAAGUAAAAGAAGUAUAAAACUUGAAAGAAGUUACUGGACUUGAUCAAAGUUAAGUAUCAAAGUUUCCAAGAGCCCAAGUCUUUGUAUUUCUAAAUGUGUGUCAACAUGGUUCCUUUUUACAUGCACCUUAUGCACAAGAGAUGAAAUGACAAAAUUUGGCAGUUGAUUCCUGUUCUUACCUUGUAUUUAUUAACUGGUCUGGGGCUAUCUAUUGACACUGUCUUCAUCUCAUGUAUGAAUCUCACUGUUGCCAAAUGUAUGUACAGUUCCAUCAAAAAGGUUAGUUUUCAUUUAUAAUAAAAUGCACUGAAAAACUGA